GCGGAAGCGUGGUGACGUGUGGCGGAAACAGUCCGGUCCGGUGGACUCGGUGACUCGGAUCCGGACCGGGUCUUGUGUUGAUUGAGUAGAUCAGAGUUCUGGAUGUUCUUCUGCGUCUCCAGCUGCCGUCAUGUUACCAAAGACUCGCCUGGGAAAGCGUUCACCACUGGGGGCGCUGGUGAGUUCCACCCUCCCAGCAGCAACAGGAACACACACGGACCAGGAGAUGGGUGAAACUAAUGUAGCCGCGGCAACAGCGGCAGCAAGACAGCAGACCGUGGGUGGAGUCCACCUUCAGCCUGGAUUGAAGAUGUACUUUCAGUUUGGGGGCAGGGAAAAUCCAGCACUCGCUGAGCGAAUGGACAUCAUUCAGAGUCAAGCUCCUGGCGUGAGGAAAACCGAGGAGCCAGCAUCUCAUCAUUCUUCCUCAGUGCCAACUUCUAGCAGAUCCAUCUCCUCCUCCAUCGACGUCCCCAGAAGGAGUCAGAGGAGUCCAGAGGAGGUGGAGAUGGAUGAGAUGAUGGCAGCCAUGGUUCUCACCACUUUGUCCUGCAGCCCGCAGCUCCACAGCCCCGCCCAGCGUGACCCCACAGCUCCGCCCAUGGACUGCGGUGGCAGCGAGCUCUCUGACAGCAGCAGCAGCGGCUACUGGAGCGUCGGCCACAGCCACGGAAGCCCCGCCCCCUCUCCACCGAGCGCAGAGUCCGAAACGUUUGUGGCCACUUCCACUGACGAAGGACUAGAAAUAGAUCUGGAACAGAUGCUGUUCGACGAGCCGGCUCCUCGGAAACGUAGGAACUCCGUGAAGACGGCGUACCACUGCUUAUGGCCGAGCUGUGAGAAGGUCUUGACGUCUGUGGUGGGAAUAAAACGCCACAUUAGGACAACGCACCUGAGCUGCAGUGGUGAGCAGGAGCGAUGUUCUCACAGCGAGGAGGACUUUUACUACACAGAGAUCAACCAGCAGUCUCCAGCCACACAGCUCCACGGAGGCCCCGCCCCAGCCUCACCCACUGCCACACCCUCCUCCCCAUCUUCCCCUCCCAGAGCUCCUCCUCCUUCUCCUCCCUCGCCCCCUCCUGCUACGUCAGCCUGUGGAACCCUGAGCCGCUCCCUGCCCUGCACUGGUACCUUCUGGCAGGUCCAAUCAGAGCACUCCUACCAGGCUCCACUUCCAAACCCUGCGCUGCCCACAGGAGCGUCCUGCAUGAUGCCAGGUCAUUGGAUGGCCCCGCCCACUGGCUGCCACAACAAACAGGGUUUGCCAAUUCGAGUGCGUUCAGUCAGUGUAGGGGAGCAGUGGCUGCAGCACCACAGCACCCCCUGCAGGCGGGUUCGUGGCGAGGCCAAGAAAUGCCGUAAAGUUUAUGGGAUCGAGCACAGAGAUCAGUGGUGCACAGCCUGCCGCUGGAAGAAGGCCUGCCAGCGCUUCCUCGACUGAACAGCAGAGGGUGGUGAAAGAACCUAGAGUGGAGGGUUGCGGGGGAAGAACGGCCUCUUCCUCCUGAUGAUUUAGCCGUUGGUGCUUUUAUACGUUCUUCCAUUUGGAAUCAUAACAUUUUGUACUCAAACUUGUUUUUGUUUUUUCUUACAACUGUUUUUGUCAAGUCUGUAUUUUAUGAAGACUAAGAAGAGCUGUGAUGUGAACUUUGACCUGAUGAACUAUUUACUCAACUGAGUGAUUCUGGUGAGAACUUUUAAAGGUCACUCAGCUCUCAGGUUUCUUCUAAAGCAGCUCCAUCGCUAUGAUCGCUUAGUAACCAUGGUAACGCUCCAGCUGCAUUUUGUGGGUCCACUGCUCUGGUCCAGAGUGAGACAUCACAAUAACAAUAUACUAUAGAUUGUGAUUCGAUUUGGAUCAGACAUUUGUAAAAAUCCCCAGCAGGUUAAUCUGAAUUACUUUUCAGUGACUUUAAAUAUAGCGCCACCAGGAGGUCAAAAUGCUCAGUGUUCAGCACUUUAAUUCAUACAUACAUACAGCACUUAGAAAGGUCUGCUGUACCUCAGGCUUUACCAUGAUUUAUGUCAAACCAAAAUCUUAAAAAAUGGUUUGCUUUUUAUGUAAUAAGACAAAUCUCUUUAAUCUCAAAGCAAAUAAAUAAAUAAAAAGGUUUUUUUUUUUUUUAUCUUUUGUAGAUUAGAAAACAAGAUCAUGGAUUUUCUGAAAGAACCAAAAAACAUCACUUUACAGCCAGUUGUCUUGACAAAAGUCAGGAAAUUGAGACAAAAACAAGCCACUGACCAUCUGCUUCAGACAAGUUAUUAAAUUAGAGAACAACAGUCUUUAUUGUCAUUGUACUUGGGGGGGACAACAAUAAAACUGUCCAGUAAUCACUUUGUUAAAGGUGUGAAAUGAGACGUGGCAGACGGGCACCUCGUCUCCUGAGGGUGAGCUGAUCCAGACAGAAUCAGUUCUGUCACUUUACAUUUUACAGACUGAUUUAAAUCAAACAUUCUGUGAGUGUGAAGUGUGUGUGUGUGUCCAUCCUCUAAUGUUUCUAAAGAAAACAGGCUGUAAAAGUGAUGAGCUUGACACUACUAAAGGACAAAAAUACUUACUGAAGCUGUUAUUUCGGCAGUAUAAGUAUUUUUUAUUUAUUUUUGAUCAUGUUAAGAUUUUUUGUUCAUCAAAGUUUCAGGAUCAUAUUGACAUUUUUUUUAUAAUGGUGCCAAUUUUUUGUAGUUUGAUUUGUGUAAACAUUGAAGCACUGCUGUUAUUUCACCUUAAAGGUGUUAGAAAUCAUGGUGCUGCAUGUGACGGCGGUCACGUGCUGACCUAGUGUAAACGACCUGCUGCAGGAUGUUCUCACAGGUCACACAAAACGCAGCACGUCUGCAAUUUAAGUUUUUAUUAAACGCGAACCCAUUCAGUCAGUAUUAAACUGCAACAUGCAUUAUUCAAACAAAAAAACAAAA
This is a messenger RNA of Thalassophryne amazonica, 2916 nucleotides long. RefSeq names its product zinc finger protein 395a (gene znf395a). The record is from RefSeq and is a predicted model, not a curated record. Gene Ontology annotation, cellular component: nucleus. Gene Ontology annotation, biological process: regulation of transcription by RNA polymerase II. Lineage: Eukaryota; Metazoa; Chordata; Actinopteri; Batrachoidiformes; Batrachoididae. Bases 131 to 1441 code for a protein of 436 amino acids. The transcript is spliced from 10 exons. Gene Ontology annotation, molecular function: RNA polymerase II cis-regulatory region sequence-specific DNA binding; DNA-binding transcription factor activity.